Molecule: messenger RNA, 1766 nt
Organism: Ciona intestinalis (vase tunicate)
Lineage: Eukaryota; Metazoa; Chordata; Ascidiacea; Phlebobranchia; Cionidae
Source: RefSeq, a predicted model, not a curated record
AUCUCUUUAAAAUCUCUUUAAAUAUUUUUAAACUAGAUUGGGGACUAAAUAAAUAUAAAUAGUUAUAUUGUAAAGCAUUUUCGGAUUGGGAUAACACUAAUAAUAAUUUAAAUGCUGUUACAGGGUAAUGUGCCAACUGUAUCAUGCAUUUCAUACUUUCAUGGCAGUCGACGUGUUCCGCCGUACAGACCCAGAAAUAGCAAAUUAGAACUGCUCCUAUGUUGUACUACGAUACAUAUUCUACUGUUAGAUGUUUCACAAACGUGACAGCAACAACGAUAGUCAUGUUACUUACCAUGACAAUCUUGUAACCCACUCCAAUCUUAGGCUAAGAUUCGUCACUUGGAAUAACAUAACUGGCCAAGCAUUACUACGUAUUUAUUAUAAUUACAUAAUAUAUUGCUGAAUUUACACCCACCUAAUGACGUACCACAGAAGAUCAUAGUAAAUUAUGCGAACCCAGCCGUGCCCAAUUAUUCUAAACACACCUCACGUAAUUAAUACGUGUAGGUUGCGUCUACGUAUAUAUUCUAUAGUCAGGAUAGUAGUAGGACAGUAUACAGGGUUAGGAUUGUAAUAUGAAGCUAGUAUUACUGGGCGUUGUAGUCGCGCUACUGUGUUCGGGACUAACACACGCUUGGGAACUUAACGUCGAUUGCCAACUAAGAGAAUGGUCAUCUUGGGGACAUUGUGUGUUUGACUUCCGAUAUUUCGGCAACUACAAUGACUGGAGGUUUGUGAGGAUACGUAACAGAGCAAUAUUGUUCAGAAACAGAGGAACUGGGAGACCAUGUCCACGUCGUAUUGAAACAGAAGAAUGCAUCCCCAACUUUGAACCCCACACUUGUGACGUGUCAGCAUGGGAACAAUGGUCAGGAUGCGAGGGAGGAUUUAGAGAAAGGAAGAGAAACGUAAUCGGAGGCGACACGCUUGAAUGCCCACAUCUUAAAGAACGCGAAGUAUGCGAAGCCAAUAUCGACUGUGAAGUAUCUGAGUGGUCGUCGUGGACCACGUGUACCACUUCCUACGUCGAUGAUUACGUCAGAGUGACGUCACGAAGCAGAACAAGAAGGGUGACACGUCAUGGAAGUGGUUCUGGACGACAGUGCCCAGUCUUAAUCGAAACCGAAGAAUGCGCCGAGCCCAAUAAUGGAAAUGGAAAUAGUAACGGAAACGGGGAAAUCCCUCCUACCACUCUGCCAGAAACAACGACCAGACUUUUAGCAGAAAUUCGGCGAACGACGUCCAAACCGAGGCGUAAGUGCCGGAGAUCAAGGAAAUCAAGCGGGUCAAGUGGAUCUAGCGACAGUUCUUCUUGUUCCUCGGACUCGGAUUCGGAUUCAGACUCGGAUUCGGGAAGCAAACGUAGGAAGUAUCGCAGAAGAGGAAGUGACAGUAGCGAUUCAGAUUAAUCGAACAUUUGAAACUCGGCCGUUUAAAGAAAGGAACUUUUACAUAACGGACAUCAAAUUUAAAGGACUUAAUUUGCCGGUGUUUUUUUUUAUUAUGAAGAAAGUUAUGUUAACGUCCAUGUUCAUAUCAUCAAUAAACGUCCAUUGGACGUCUGUUUUUGAUGUUCCUCCAGAAUUGUCCAUUUAUAAGCCAGCUAACCGACGGCGCCCCACCCCAACCACUAUAGUAGUAUCUCUAACCACUAACACCCAAUCCCCAGUUUGUUUAUAUCGCAUUGCCUGUAAUACAUGUGAGCAUGGCCUGCAUAAUUUUAUCGACGUAAUACAACCGCAAUAAAUCAAAUAUACAAAGUC